AGUUGGUUUUUCGGUCCACGUCAAACGAAAUGUUGUAGGCGAAAAUAAAGAUUGAUUUUCUUUAAUUUAAAAAAGUACAAUGAACUAGUUUGCUCUUUCAAUUGGUUUAAGUUCACCAAGCAAACGCGCUUUUUUUUUACACAAAUCGAACCGCAAUGGGUAUUUUGUUUAGCUAUUUCAAGAGCCUAAUCGGGGCCAGGGAGAUGAGAAUUUUGAUACUGGGCCUGGACGGUGCUGGGAAGACGACGAUUUUGUAUAGGUUACAAGUAGGUGAAGUAGUCACCACAAUUCCGACCAUCGGGUUUAAUGUAGAACAAGUGACAUACAAAAACCUCAAAUUCCAAGUGUGGGAUCUGGGCGGACAGACUAGCAUAAGGCCCUAUUGGAGAUGUUACUACAGCAAUACGGAUGCUAUAAUUUAUGUGGUUGACUCAGCAGACAAAGAAAGAAUGGGUAUAUCCAAAGAUGAGUUAUUUCACAUGCUCAGAGAGGAAGAGUUAGCAGAUGCGAUAUUGGUGGUGUUGGCCAACAAACAAGACAUUCCGGGUUGUAUGUCGCUAAAGGAAGUCCACCAAGCGCUAGGACUCGAGGCGUUAAAGAAUCGGACGUUCCAGAUUUUCAAGACAUCGGCAACAAAAGGCGAAGGCCUGGACAUGGCCAUGGAGUGGCUCGCCAAUGCCUUAAAAAGUCGAAAGUAACCGCUGCGAGCGCGAGUGUGGUUUGUAAUUUGUUUUCUAGUCUUAAAGAAUGUAUAAAUGGUUCACAGCACAGACUUGCCUAAGGAUUACCGGGAACACAGGUUUCAAUCUACCCUGUAACCGUUUAUGCAAAUUAUCAACAUAUUUUUCCAAGAUAUGACCAUAUUUGAAAUUUUUUGUUCAUUUGUAUUUAGUGUGUUAUUUUUCAUUCCAAUUUCAGUAUUGCUUUUCGAAUCCACCGAAAAAUAUGUUGGCCGGAUUUUUUUCUGAAAACGCGGCCAUUUUAAUCUUAUUUAUUUUUUGUGUUAUCAAAUCUCGGCAUUAUCAAUGUAGUUAGUGUGUAAAUAUGUAAUUGUAGCUUUUACAUUAAACAUUAUCUGUGAGUUUUA
This is a messenger RNA of Cylas formicarius (sweet potato weevil), 1087 nucleotides long. It is a transcript of the gene Arl1, whose product is annotated as ADP-ribosylation factor-like protein 1. The record is from RefSeq and is a predicted model, not a curated record. Gene Ontology annotation, cellular component: cytoplasm; Golgi apparatus. NCBI's taxonomy places the organism in Eukaryota, Metazoa, Arthropoda, Insecta, Coleoptera, Brentidae. Gene Ontology annotation, molecular function: GTPase activity; GTP binding. The transcript has 4 exons. Gene Ontology annotation, biological process: intracellular protein transport; vesicle-mediated transport. The coding region runs from base 156 to 698 and encodes 180 amino acids.